UCGCGUUUCGGACAAUUGCUUUUGUGCGGCUGAAACUGGCAAAACCCUAAACCCUCACAGGCCACAGGGUUCUCUCAUUAUCUUCUCUUUUCUCUCCCAUUUAGCGUGAAAAACACUCUUCCUGCCUGCCUGCCUGCCAAUCCUAAGCUAAGAAGUAUAAGGAUAUCUCAGCAGCCGUCAAACCCUAAUUCCGAUUUGGACCGGGGAAGUGCUAAAUAACAAAGAAGAUUGUGGUAGGCUGCUUGAGUUGGGUAAUCUAUUCAACCUUUUCCUUGAUCUUGUAAAGCGAAAAUUGAGUCGCUUACUUGGCAAAUUCUUUCUUUCCAAUUUAGUCUUUGCAAGUGAAGGCAAAGUAAUGCAAUCAGUUUGGACUCACCAUGUUAUUGAACACUGUGGUUAUGUUUAUAGUGCAUGCCUUCUUCUUCUCCGCGUUUUGUGUUAAGAGGACUUUCUGUAAGUCAAAUAAAAAAAUGCAUACCUAAACAAGGGAAACAAAGUGCCAUAGCAGUAGGUUUUCAAAGCAAUUACCCUGUUAUAGAAACGGAUGCAUCUAACAAUGUUUCUAUGAUAGAUAACCUUUUUAAUUCUCUCAAAGACCUUGCAAGGAAGGGACAUUUAUUAAAAGCAUUUGAAACCUUCUCUCUGAUCAAGCUCCAUGCCUCUUCAGCUAAUCGUGAUGCUAUCUUACAUUCAAUUUCUUCAUUGCUUUACUCUUGUACCAACCUUAAAUCACUCCCGCAGGGUAAACAGCUCCAUGCCCACACCAUCUCUUUGGGAUUUGAAAAUCAUCUCGUUUUGGUUCCCAAGCUUGUCACAUUUUACUCAAGCUUCAGUCUCCUAGCUGAUGCGCACAUCAUCACUGUGAAUUCAGUUAUUGUGAACCCUUUGCCUUGGAACUUGCUUAUCUCAUCCUAUGUUAACAAUGGGUUACAUGGAGAGGCUCUUUCAGCAUAUAGAGAAAUGGUACAUAAAGGGGUUAGACCUGAUAAUUUCACUUAUCCAUCAGUCCUUAAGGCUUGUGGUGAAAAAUUGGAUCUGGACUUUGGGAGGGAGGUACAUGAGUCUAUUAAUGCUGCCUAUGGGCACAGAUGGAACCUGUACGUGCAUAAUUCUUUGGUUUCCAUGUAUGGAAAAUUUGGGGAAUUGGAUGCUGCUCGUCGCUUAUUUAAUCAAAUGCCAGAGAGAGAUGCUGUUUCUUGGAACGGAAUAAUCAGUAAUUAUGCCUCCAGGGGUCUGUGGAAAGAAGCAUUUGAACUGUUUGAAGAAAUGAGACUAGCAGGCGCAGAAGUGAAUAUUAUAACUUGGAACACCAUAGCAGGAGGGUGCGUACAGACAAGAAAUUUUAAAGGGGCACUUGAGUUGCUUUCUCAGAUGAGAAGGUGUGGCAUUGAUUUGGAUCCAGUGGCAAUGAUUAUUGGCUUAGGUGCAUGUUCACACAUUGGGGCCAUUAAGUUAGGAGCAGUGAUUCAUGCUUCUGCAAUUCGUAGUUGUUUCGAUGGAUUUGAUAAUGUAAGAAAUGCACUGAUAGCCAUGUAUUCACGGUGUAAAGACCUCAGGCAUGCUGACAUUUUAUUUAAAUCAACUAAAACUAAGAGCUUAACUACUUGGAACUCCAUGCUUUCUGGUUAUACUCACAUGGACCGAUCUGAGGAAGCCUCGUUCCUGUUCAGGGAGAUGCUGUUUUCUGGAAUUGAACCUAAUUAUGUGACUAUUGCAAGCAUUCUUCCCCAUUGUGCUCGAGUGGUGAAUUUACAACAAGGGAAGGAGUUCCAUUGUUACAUUAUGAGGCGUGAAGGGUUUGAGGACUAUUUAUUGCUUUGGAAUUCCCUCGUUGAGAUGUAUGCAAGAUCUGGAAAGGUUUUAUCAGCAAAAAGAGUGUUUGACUCAUUGAGAAGGAGGGAUAAAGUGACUUAUACCUCCUUGAUUGCUGGGUAUGGUAUACAGGGAGAGGGGAAGACUGCACUAAAAUUGUUUGAUGAAAUGAUCAAACAUCGGAUUAAACCAGACCAGGUCACCAUGGUGGCAGUUCUAUCUGCGUGUAGCCAUUCUGGUCUAGUAACUGAAGGAAACGUGUUGUUUGAAAAGAUGUCAACUCUCUAUGGGAUAGUUCCCGCAGUAGAGCACUUUUCAUGCAUGGUUGAUCUCUUUGGGAGAGCUGGAUUGUUAAAUAAAGCAAAGAAAGUAAUUACCAGUAUGCCUUACAGGCCAACCACUGCUAUGUGGGCCACUCUUGUAGGCGCCUGCCGGAUCCAUGGAAACACAGAGAUAGGGGAAUGGGCAGCUGAGAAAUUGCUGGAAAUGAAGCCUGAAAAUCCAGGUUACUAUGUGUUGAUUGCUAAUAUGCAUGCUGCUGCUGGUCGUUGGAGCAAGCUGGCAGAAGUCAGGACUUACAUGAGGGAUUUAGGUGUGAGGAAGGCCCCUGGAUGUACCUGGGUUGAUGUCGGCUCUGGAUUCUCCCCCUUUGUGGUUGGUGACACUUCCAAACACAACUCAAAUGAUCUUUACGAAUUGUUGGAGGGGUUGACUGAUCUAAUGAAAGAUGCCGGUUAUGUUGCCGGAGAAAAUUUUAGUUCCGAGGAUGAAGUGUUGGAGGAGAUAGAAUGCUGCAACAUGUGAAUUUUAGUUCCUUGAAUUGUGUUGUGUUCGGACUUUUACUUGGAGAGAGAGAGCUCGAUGCAACUUGUUGAGCACAUUGAAUUGUGCAAUUUUACUCUGGAUUUAUAUUAUUUAUAAAAAAAAUGUAAAUAAAUAAACUGGUUCCACUUGUAGAA
This is a messenger RNA of Populus nigra (black poplar), 2771 nucleotides long. Its product is annotated as pentatricopeptide repeat-containing protein At1g71490. The transcript has 2 exons. Gene Ontology annotation, molecular function: RNA binding; protein binding. The coding region runs from base 412 to 2616 and encodes 734 amino acids. Gene Ontology annotation, biological process: RNA modification. NCBI's taxonomy places the organism in Eukaryota, Viridiplantae, Streptophyta, Magnoliopsida, Malpighiales, Salicaceae. The record is from RefSeq and is a predicted model, not a curated record.